Anthostomella pinea is the source of this 402-nucleotide messenger RNA. The record is from the annotation of a GenBank genome assembly. NCBI's taxonomy places the organism in Eukaryota, Fungi, Ascomycota, Sordariomycetes, Xylariales, Xylariaceae.
AUGUUAAAAGAUUUUACUACUCUGGUAUUAGCAAAGCUAAGGGCUGACCUAGAUAUCGCUAAGCGGUUCGACAAGCGGGUCGACAAGCGGACCAAAGACAUCCAGCUUUUCGAGCGCGGCUUCUGGCAGCUAGAUUGCACGGGCUGGGACAACCAGCUCCGGUUCGAGGCGUGGGCUUACAUCACCAAUUACGUUGCUAGCGGGAUGGGAGAUUGGGGCUUUUGGGCAGUACGGGACGAGGAAUUUCCUCGGAUUCGGGUUUAUUGUUGGGGCCAGACCGUGCCUCAUGCCUAUUUGUUGCUGUACCUCGCCAGCCAGCGGGAGAUCUUGUUCACGGGGGCGUCUUGGUAUGAUGGUGGAGGACAGGAGGCGAUUGUCAUGAAGACAAGUCUGGGUGAUUGA